Coregonus sp. 'balchen' is the source of this 1178-nucleotide messenger RNA. Lineage: Eukaryota; Metazoa; Chordata; Actinopteri; Salmoniformes; Salmonidae. The record is from the annotation of a GenBank genome assembly.
AUCUCUUAUCCACCAAAGUGGACGUGAUGUCUUCCCAUUGGCAUGCACUGUUAGUGGAUUCUCUAAAAGCUGUUUCUGUUACUGUGCUUACAGAUUCCAGAGCUGGAGAGGGAGCACCGAGAGCAGUCGACCAUGCGGUCAUCGGAGGAGUGGUGGCUGUGGUUGUCUUUGCCAUGCUCUGUCUACUCAUCAUUUUGGGACGGUACUUUGCAAGACACAAAGGUAUGUGACAAACCCUUUUGUUUUCUAUUUAGAAGCACCUCUGUGGAAUCACAAGGUUAAACAUUUAAAAAGAGCACAGACACACUAUCAUUUUAUGAUUUAUUUUACUCAGUGUCAUACUAGCAUUGUCCAGGGCAAUCAGAAAAUCACUUCCCUCUCCCCCCAAACUCUGUUUUAGAAAUUAUAUCAUACCUCCUGAGCCCCAUCUUAUUGUCUCUCUGUUAUGGCUACUGUACUUUUGAAGGGGUGGUCUUUAGAGUGCAGCCGAUGGUUUUGGUUUUGAUUCCAAAUUACUCCCUGCCCUUCUCCAUUCGAUCUGGGCUAUCGCCUUUAUUAUCAGGUCCAAAACUGUUGGGAUGUGAAUAAUCCCUGUCGGAAAUUAAAUUUGAAGUGGAUUGCUCAUUCCCACUUGUUCGUUGAACUUGACAAGGUUAAUUUGGAGGCGUGAGCUGAGCUGAAGAGGAAUCUUGAGCAUCCCGCGGUUAGGCUUGUUUCAUGGAAAUCAAAUAAUAGAUUUUCAUGCGCAAAUCUUGAAUGCCAAUCAAGGAAUGCCAACAGAGGGGGUUGCAGUGGCAAAUAAAGAAUUGACCUACCAGAAUUAAAAACCUAGCACCUGAUGUAUAAUUUGAGUUUGUGUAGGUGUGCAAAAGUUUAAUGAUUCUAUUUAUAUGUAUUUUAUGAGAUAAUACAAUAUAUAUUUUACAGUUAACCUCAUGGGUUGUUUUGGUUCAAUGAUUUGCUUGUAAAUGCCAAGGAAACAUAUGACUAGGCAUUCAGGAGCUUAGGAAUGAAGUGUCCAUUUUUAUGAUUUGUUAAUUCCUUGUCCUUUCCCCCCUUCAGGUACCUACUUCACGCAUGAAGCUAAAGGAGCCGACGAUGCAGCAGACGCAGACACGGCCAUUAUCAACGCAGAGGGGGGCCACAACAAUUCGGACGAGAAAAAGGAGUACUACAUA